Molecule: messenger RNA, 2443 nt
Organism: Acanthaster planci (crown-of-thorns starfish)
Lineage: Eukaryota; Metazoa; Echinodermata; Asteroidea; Valvatida; Acanthasteridae
Biological process (GO): regulation of transcription by RNA polymerase II
Molecular function (GO): RNA polymerase II transcription regulatory region sequence-specific DNA binding; DNA-binding transcription factor activity, RNA polymerase II-specific
Source: RefSeq, a predicted model, not a curated record
CACGGCAAAAGGAAAAAUACAAUGAGUUCAGCUUCAAACAAUGCAGUUGGAAAACAAAGGGGGAGAGAAGCUGCAGGUGAUUUUCAUUCCAUAAUUGUCUAUACAAAUGGACAGGGGGCUAAAACCAGGCCUUGAAUUCAACGGGGAAAAACAUCCUAACUCUUUUGAGUGGAAUGGUUCCAUUUUGCACCUCCUAAAUACGAUAAUGUAAGAGCAAAGGGAAUUUUCCCACCUACUGCCAAUGGUUUCACCUGUCAACUACACGUACAUGUACAUUCCGGAGGAAGGAUACAUAUGAGGAAGGAUACACUGCUCGUGGAGCCUGAGUGUUCCGGCGGGCACAGAAUGUUUGACGGUAUGUCACGUCGUUACAUUGGACGCUAACGAUGGAUCAGUGGAAGCAACAUAGGCCUAUUUGAACACUAAUUACUGCUGAAUUGGAAGUCUGACAUCAGCAGGCGCGCAUGGUCCCGGCACAGACGAGAAGCGCAAGCCCAGGCGCAUGCGUGUCCGGACGAAUUUCAGUGGCUGGCAACUGGAGGAGCUGGAGAGGGCGUUUGAGACGACACACUACCCAGACAUCUUCAUGAGGGAAGCUCUGGCCAUGAGGUUGGACCUCAUGGAAGCAAGGGUGCAGGUGUGGUUUCAGAACCGGCGGGCCAAGUGGCGCAAGCAGGAAAAGAGCGCAGGGGACGCGGGGAGGGAGAGUCGCCUCCUUGGCGGGGCUGGGAGCGUUGCCAAGCAGCCCACGAAUCCGUCCACGCAGGCCACGGCCUUCAUCAGUGGCAGACAGCAGAUUACCACGGGCUGUCGUCAGAGCCCCCUCCUUCUCAAGACCCCAUCCUCGUCCUCCCCGCUAUCGACUCCCCCGUCGCCCUCUUCCUGUUCCUCCGGGAAGGGCCUGCCUUUCAUCCACGUGGUGCCCCGGAUCUUGCCGCCCAUGGCCGCCCGGGGUUCUUUGUCCGGUGUCCUGGGAGAUCUGGUGCUGGACCGGAACCCGGAGAGCCGACGAAGCACCAGCAUUGCAGCGCUCCGAGAGAGGGCGCGAGAGCAUCAGGAUAACCUACGCCUGGUGGGAUUUUCCCCUAUUUUCUCGUCCCGCACACACAGUGCCACUUGAAGAUGGAGAUGUACCAAGUUGAUAAAAAGGAACUGUACAAAAGGAACAAAAAGAGAACUGUACCAACAUAAAAAAGAAAGCUGUGCAUUUACCAGCAUGAAAAACUGUGCCAAACACAAUGUGAAAAUUAAUUAGUCAGGGCACGCUGUUCUCAAUUCGGAAGUCUUAAGCUUUUGCAUAGAUUUCUUUAUUGAUUUUGGACUUUUCUGAUUACGAAGGUUCGAGUUGUUGUAUCUGCGUCUAGUUCUGAAAAUUCGGAGUAUAUUCUAAACCCGUCCGAGUUUUUCUGUAGCUCAUGCUUCGUGGAGCAAAGUGUACAGUUGAAUUUAACUUCGCUCACGCUACUUAGGAAAACGGAUGGACCGUCACCGCCGUCAAAGUAAAGGUGAUGAAUACGCCUACAUAAUUGUAUGGGAUUUAGACCAGUGAAGGAGAGUUAACUAACUAAACAAUCCGAUACAAAUGUCUCCUCUGCAAAUAUGUGAGAGCUGUCAUUUUAAGGCCACAAGUCCUUAAUCUUCAUACACCCGAUGGUGUUAGAUCAAAGUAAAUAACAGAUAAACUAUUUUAAAUUUAAUUCCGCUGAAGAAACUUUUCACAUACAGUUGUCUGUGUUAUUUGUACCGUGGACUGGUAAGUCUGAGUGACAGCUUUUUCCCGUGUUUAAAUGAAACAUUUCUGCGACAAUAUUUUGGAAAGCUAUUACAGAAUCCAGAGAAAUGUGCAAAAUUUUCCUUUUUUCUUGAAAUUACUUAUCCUGGAGUGCCUUGUGAUCAAUGUUUUUUACUGAUAGUGAUUUCGCAAAGAUUUGAAAUGUAAUUUUUUUUCAUUGAUCAGCCGUGGAAUUGUUAUUAUAAAGGAAAAUUAUUUUGUCGAAUAUAUUUUCAUGAUUAGUGUCCUUUAGCCAUUGUCAAAAUGAGAGCUUUUGUAAGUCGACGAGAACCAAUAAUGCAUCACAAAUGCCCUCUCGGUCAUGCUUCCUCUCGGAAACCUUGAAAAAGGCAGAGGGCGCCAUAACCAACGUCUGCAUCAAGAUUUUCCCGCACCUUAAUCCCCGACGUAACGACGGUGUCUGAAACUGGAAUGUUUGGUUUGGCCAAGUUUUGUUGACAUUCAAUCUUUUGAUAAAAUACAAGUUCACAAAAGGAAUUUGCAACCUGUAAAUAUAUGUAAUUAUGUAAACUUCAUCAUGUAUAAAUUUCCAAUUCAUUAUGGUGCCACGUGUCUCCUUACAUCUCAUGUAUUGAUCAGAUUCAGUUUCAAGAAAAUGUCAUUAAAUCGGUUAAAGGAUCCGUCCGUAGAUUAAAUAAAUAAAAAGCAUAA